UGGCCGACGUGGGCGGGCCGCUGCUCAAUAUAAUGGGUCUUCCCGGAGCGCUUCCGGGUGUUACCGGCAGAGGGCGCCGGCCGAGACGCUGCCGGCGGAGUCGCAAGGUCUGACCACAGGGCCUGUCCCAGUAGCCACAACCGCCGCCAUGAAGGCCGUGGUGCAGCGCGUCACCCGGGCUAGCGUCACAGUUGGAGGAGAGCAGAUAAGUGCCAUUGGACGGGGCAUCUGUGUGUUGCUGGGUAUAUCCGUGGAAGAUUCACAGAAGGAACUGGAACACAUGGUUCGAAAGAUUUUAAAUCUGCGUGUGUUUGAGGACGAGAGUGGGAAACACUGGUCCAAGAGCGUGAUGGAUAAGCAGUACGAGAUACUGUGUGUCAGCCAGUUCACCCUCCAGUGUGUCCUGAAGGGGAACAAGCCUGACUUCCACCUGGCGAUGCCCACGGAGCAGGCGGAGAGCUUCUACAACAGCUUCCUGGAACAGCUACGCAAGAGCUACAGGCCUGAGCUCAUCAGAGAUGGCAAGUUUGGUGCCUACAUGCAGGUGCACAUUCAGAACGAUGGGCCAGUGACUAUAGAGCUGGAGUCCCCUGCUCCUGGAGCGGCUAACUCUGACCCAAAGCAGCUGUCAAAGCUGGAGAAGCAGCAGCAGAGAAAAGAAAAGACCAGAGCCAAGGGGCCUUCCGAGUCGAGCAAAGAACGAAAUGUACCCCGAAAAGAGGACCGCAGCGCCAGCAGCGGGGCAGAGGGCGAUGUGUCUUCGGAGCGGGAGCCAUAGAUGCAGGAGCAGGAGCUCAGCAAAAUUCCAUUUGGCAGAACCGGAUCCUGAAAAAUUCAAGAUGCUAAGCCCCUACACCGCUUUAAGAAUUCAGGACUCAAAUAUGAAAAGAAAAUCAGGAAUAAGACCCUGGGAACAUGAAUAUCCCUGCAGAAAAACACCAAAGGACCAUUCCAUUUCCUGUAAUGCUGUGGUCUGAUGGGGUAGUAGGUAUUGUGGGAUUGGGGAAUGCUCGUGAUUGGCACACACCUGUGCCUCCCCCAUGGAGAGAGGUCCAUUGAUUUUCUUGCUUCCUACCAUGUCUUGGCUUGCUUUGGGAACAGGCUGGCCCAGCAUCAUCUGUCCUCAAGUCUCUUGUGGUGUUUUCUUUGUGCCCAUGAUCAGUCUCCAGCACAUCCCUGAUGUCCAUGUUGUCUCCAUCACUGAGUCACAAGGCAGGGCUGGUGUUAGGCAACUAACAGUACCAUAUUGUAUGAAACUUUGCAUCUUGUAAAUUUUCUCCUUUUUUCUAAAAAUAAAUAAUAAUAAAACUGCAAA
Messenger RNA from Peromyscus maniculatus bairdii (prairie deer mouse), 1315 nucleotides. RefSeq names its product D-aminoacyl-tRNA deacylase 1 (gene Dtd1). Gene Ontology annotation, cellular component: cytoplasm. Gene Ontology annotation, molecular function: D-tyrosyl-tRNA(Tyr) deacylase activity. Gene Ontology annotation, biological process: tRNA metabolic process. NCBI's taxonomy places the organism in Eukaryota, Metazoa, Chordata, Mammalia, Rodentia, Cricetidae. The record is from RefSeq and is a predicted model, not a curated record.